Molecule: messenger RNA, 2055 nt
Organism: Colletotrichum scovillei
Lineage: Eukaryota; Fungi; Ascomycota; Sordariomycetes; Glomerellales; Glomerellaceae
Product: putative ankyrin and HET domain-containing protein
Exons: 2
Coding region: 1-2055 (684 amino acids)
Source: RefSeq, a predicted model, not a curated record
AUGACAUCCGGGGAAUCUAAAGCCAAGCCCAACUUAAUGGCACCUCCAUAUUCCAACAUCAUGGAAGACCAGAACCCUUACAAAGAACUAGAUCGAGGUGACUCCCCUCAGAUCCGUUUACUCAAGAUCGAAUCAGCAAAGAGCAACAACGAAGUUAUAAAAGUCAAUCUCUACACCAAGAGCUUGGAUAAAUCGCCUCCUUUCAAAGCUCUUUCAUACGCAUGGGGCGAUAGCAAAUGUACCUCACGUAUCCUUCUCAAUGGUAUUUCUUUCGGCGUCACCUGGAAUCUCUACGAUGCCCUGGAAAUUUUACGAUCGAAAUCGAACGAGUACUUUCUAUGGGUGGACGCACUAUGCGUGAACCAGAAAGACGCUUCCGAAAAGGGCCAUCAGAUUUCGCUGAUGGCACGCAUCUACUCUGAGGCUCAUGAAGUCUUGUGCUGGCUCGGGCCGUCUACCGAUGACGGUUCGGUUUUGCCGUUUUUACGAAAGUGCGCAGAAUUGGGUCGUGCACAAGAAGUACCCUUGCCCACUCCAGACAUCUUGACAACUUUCGCAUCCAAGUCGAACGCGGUUCGGAGCAUACUUCUCCGGCCGUACUGGUAUAGAGUAUGGGUGGUCCAAGAAAACGCAUUAGCCAGGAAACGCCUCUAUUUAUGUGGAAGUCAUGAGAUUAGCAGCGACGAUCUUUAUUGGGGCCUGGCACAGAUAAAAGAUACUCUCUUCCUGGCACCGGAACGGCUUUGCAAUCAGUCGUUUUUGCAGGCAGCCGACGACGUCCACAACUUCCAUGGCUACAAGAUGCCAGCCAACACUCUCAUAGCACCUCGCAAGCUCUAUAAUCAUACAAUGUCAGAGCCUCUUUCCCUAUUAAACGAAGUAAUGAUGGAUACAGCCCGGCUUACGGCUACGGAUCCUCGGGACCAUCUCUACGGCAUCCUUGGUCUGUUUCCUGACCUGGCUCACCUGAUCAAGGUGGAUUACAUCAAGAGCUCGGCUGCCACUUUCUUGGAUUUCGCCCUACUAAAUCUGAAGGAAAACCCCAGACUCAUAGCGCGUUCUGGAAUUGGACACAAGUAUUGUACUCGGGGGCGUAGGUCUUGCGAUAAUCUGCCGUCGUGGGUCCCAAAUCACAGCGGGCCUUUUGUCGAGAGCUAUGCUGGUAUCAGCCCUUGGACGAAGAACAGAUAUGUCGAAUUUGAGGCCGGAAAUUUCUUUCCGCAGGAGCCGGAAUGGCAUGUUGAACUAGUUACCCUGGUUCUUCGUGCAAGUGGUGUAGAGUUGGGCAGAAUUACUUCCGUUUCAAGCCCGAACAUGCCCUUUAACAAGAGAAUGGUCGAGUGGGACUGCUGCGCGGCAAUCAAUGCCACAAAUCAUGCCUAUAGUACUUGGAGGUGGGCAUUUUACCGUACAAUUUUGAUGGAUCGUGACCGCGUGGUAUCAGACAUUCAACAGUCGCCGAAGAACGAAAACGAAACGAUGGAUUCCAUCGAUGAACAGAAUCUCCUCGGCCCCAUCCAUUCUAUGUGCGUGAAAGACGCAUAUGUUCGGCUCAUGCGCUCUGCUUUCAGUUUGUACCCAAGGAGAAUUUCUCGAACAAAGAUUGGCCAUGAUCCACCGGUUCACUCCAUCCCUUCCCUCCGGGCAGAGCGAUCAUACUGGCUUCAGAAGAACAAAAAGUCUCAGCUCAAUGAUCUCUAUCAUAGCGGAGAUAACCAGCCCAGAGUCCAAUCGUUUUCCCAUGACGAAAAGAGGGCGGCUAAAGUGAUGCUAGGAUUUCUGAAACGUACUUUGACCAACGAGGUCGAUAGGAUAACACGGGAUAGAUCCUUCAUUGUUACUGAGUCUGGGCACAUGGGACUGGCCCCGUUAGGCGUGCAGGUUGGAGACCACGUCGUCGUAAUAGGAGGGUGUGCUGUACCUCUCGUUCUUCGGAAGCAGGGCGAAGCUUACCAAGUUAUUGGGGAUACAUAUGUAUGUGGCCUCAUGGAGGGACAAGUGUCUGAGAAUGUGUCUGCUGGAACUGCCCACAUUGAAGAAUUCAAGCUUAUUUAG